UGCGAUCAGUACUGUUUCAGUCACGACUAACAGAACACCUCCAUAUUCCUACAUUGUGCUCGUUUUGAGUGUGCUACUAAAUCGCCGCCUUGCCUUCGUAAACGGAUCAAUAAUCACUAUCUCUUUGCUAGCCAAACGCAACGAAUUGAAAGAAUUAUUACAACAACAAAAAUUCUUGCGGAAGAAACCAAAAAAAAAAAGCGUUCGUGCGUGUCGCCUUUAGUAUAAAACGGCGCCGUUUGUAUUAUUUAGUGAAAAGCUUUGCUCAUCAUUAUCGAUCUUGAUGAUCGUUGGAGGAAGCAGAUAAACAGACAAUUUUUUUAUACAACUCAUUGUGCCAAUUAUUGCCAAUUGUAAUGUCUAUUAACUGGUUUAAAUCGCGUCAUAUCGAGGCCAAGAAGCAAAUACAAAAAUCUUCUGCAAUUUUAAUUCAAAAGAACAUAACAAUGUUUUGAACAUAGAGACUUAAGCUACGUUUUUUUUUUGUUGUAUACCAGUAUACAUACGUAAAAAAUUUCCAUUAAAUCAAGAAAGAAAAUCCAAUUAAACUCAACAAUACAAAAAACUAACAAUUAAAAGCCAACCAGUCGUCAUCGUAGUGAAAGAAGACGCAGCAAUUCAAGCAAGCAACACACAACAAGCAAAACAACAAAAGCCGUUAGUUAAAUUUCUUUGAGAUUCACAGGAAAUUAACCCACUAAAGAUCAAAGUAAACUAGGAAGUGUAAAAAUUACCAAAGACAAAGAACUUUAAGAUUGUGAAAUUAUUAAAACAAACAAAAUUAUUCCCAACUCAAUUGAAAGCCCUAAAAUUGCUUCUUUCCAUCCGUACAAACAUACACCACUGUGAGCCCUCACGCUAUUCUUUAGACUGCGAAGAGCAUAAAAACGUCAAAAUUCCACCCUCAUCGCAAAGACUAACUUCCACCACGGAGACCUUUAGAGGACGACCUAUGUCAGUGUCAAAUUAUUUACUCUUAAUAUUUUAUCAGAACGUUCAUACUCUGACGAGGACACCACAUAGUUUAGAAUUACUGAACUCUUUUAUAACAUAACAGUGAAAGUUUUAAGACAAAAAAAAAACAAUAACAACCGUGGAAUCAUACAUCGCCAGCCUAGCCCCACGACAAGUAAAAGCAACAGCAGCAGCCGCCGCCGCCGCAGCAGCAAAAUUGUAUUGAUCAAAGCUAAAUCGCAACAACCGCAUCAACCAAAGAUCGGCAGCAACAUUCAAUUUCACAAAACGCCAGAAGUGCCCCCCAUCAUUAACACGGGGAAUUCUUUAAGAAGAAAGAAAAGAAAAAAGAAAGAGGAGACCACCAAAACUAACUAAACAAAAGAGCAAAAGUAACUCUUUUUUUGUUUGUGCUCCCGCCUUUAACUUGCAAUCUCACACAACUCAAGGGUAUCAAAAAGACCAUCACCAAUUCACCUCAGCAGCAGUGACAGCGUCAACAACGGGAAAUAAGCAAGACCAUCUGACUGGACACAGCAAGACAAGCUUGAAUUAAACAAAAAAUACAAAUUCAAACGAUUUUAUUUGAAUUAAUCUCUGACAAAUUUUCCCAAAUAAAUCAAGUGUUUAUAUUCUGUACACCCCAAAAAUCAAAAAAAAAAACUGUUUUUUAAGUUUAAAGAUAAACUACAGCUAUUAAUUGUGUGAUUUGUGCGCUAAUUCGUCAUCAUUCAUAAUCAACGUAGAAAACGACGAAGAAAGAAAAUAAAUAAAAUGAACUUACUACAUCUUUCGUUACUGGCCCUGCUGGCUCUUACCAGUAGUCGAUGUGGUUCUGAGGCUCGCGCUAUCGAUGAUGUGGACAACUCGAUCGAAGCUGGUGGCGAGUCACAACAGCCUGCCCAGCCUCUGCCUUUGAUAUCGCAUCAUUCGUCUGGUAGUGCUUUGUCACGUACUCGUUUCGGCCAGGACUGGAUUAAAUUCACCAAAACGCCCCCUGCAAAAAUGCUGCAGAGUUCUGGUACACCCAUUGAGAUUGUGUGUGAAGUGAUGGGAUCCCAAAUACCCACCAUACAAUGGGUUGUGGGUCAUUUGCCCUUGUCAGAGAUCGAUACCAUUGAAUCAAAUGUCAUCUCAGAAUCCAGUGCAAGUGCCAUUGUUAAAGUACGCUCUGUACAUAUUAUCGAUCAUCUGCUGAGUGAACCACGCAUCUAUACCUGUGUUGGUCGAACGGGCUCAAAAACCGUAUAUGCCUCGACCACCGUCUAUCCACAAAACGAUCUGAAGGAUCUUAUGCAAUUGCGUGAGAAACCCUUUAUGGGCCCCACAAAACCACGUAUUGUCUACAGUGAACGCAUGCAUUUAGAUUUGGUCGGCUCAAAUGUGGUAUUGCCCUGCAAGGUACAUGCUCGUCCCAGAGCCGAAGUUUUUUGGAUGAACGAAGAGGGUAAUUUGAUUGAACAAAAUCAACGUUUCAAAUUAUUGCCUUCGGGUGAUUUGCUAAUAUCGGAUAUUAAAUGGGAAGAUAUGGGCGCUUACAAAUGUAUAGCUCGUAAUGCCAUGGGCAAGGAUACAGCAGAUGCAUUUAUCUAUCCAGUGCAGAAAGACGAUAAAAAUUAAUUUAUUGACGAUCUCCUCCCCUUGCCCACAUUGCCAACUGAGAUGACAACCGAAUUUCCGCCGUCUACCCAUGUAUAAAGUUAAAAAAAAUAUAGAAAAAAUGCUAUGCAGUUUGUAAAAACAAAAUCUAUUUAGCAACCUAACAAAACUGAGCCAACUAUCCUGCAAACUUAUAUACAUAAAUAUAUAAAAUAAAAAUUUUGGAAAGGGAAAGUGAUGUUAUAAAUUAUGCAAAAGCUUCCCCCAAUUCUAGCCAGAUGCCGGAAAUCUUCUAGAAUGUCAGACAAAAAAAAAUCCUUAAAAAAACUAUACAAACCAAAUAACGAAAGAAAGGAAACCAACCCCCUGUAAUUGUCCACUUACUUUUCCAAAGGUUUUAACUUUUUUUCGUACUUUUCUUAGGGUUCUUAAGAAAUAAAGAGGAAAAAACUAACGUUAUAGAAAACAAAAUUACAAAACUUUAUAUAUAUAUAUUGCAAAAUUUAUAUAAAAAUAGCUUUUUUUAAAUGUAUGACCGCUUUUUCAAUGGCCCUUACUUAUUUAAAGCCGAGAAAAACUGAAUCUAUUUCAUUAAUUGAAAAAUGUAACAAAUCGAAUUGCAACAAUUGUAAUUUAUUUAUGUACUUAAUUUAUUUUUAUUUUAUUUAACAGCUACAACCAUAACUACACAGUUUAUUUUAUUUAAUAAUUAUUAAUUUGAUCAGGUUUUGAUUAAUUA
Molecule: messenger RNA, 3292 nt
Organism: Stomoxys calcitrans (stable fly)
Lineage: Eukaryota; Metazoa; Arthropoda; Insecta; Diptera; Muscidae
Gene: ImpL2
Product: neural/ectodermal development factor IMP-L2
Exons: 4
Coding region: 1729-2574 (281 amino acids)
Biological process (GO): dendrite self-avoidance; axon guidance; homophilic cell-cell adhesion
Cellular component (GO): axon; plasma membrane
Molecular function (GO): cell-cell adhesion mediator activity
Source: RefSeq, a predicted model, not a curated record